AAUUAUUGUGAUUCCUUCUCUGUGAAAGUAAAACCCUGAGAAAACCAAAACCAAAAACAAAAACCCUUUCAAAAACCCUAGAAUUCGAUGGAGAAAUCAAAAUCAAUGAUUAUAAAAAAUGCAUUAUCAAAUACAAGUACUAAGACAUGGAUUGUUAUAGGUAUAGGAGUUGCAGGUAUUUUGAUCUAUAGUGAAACCAGAAGAAGAAGAAAUAAUCAAAAAGCAGUGAUCAAAGAAGAUUUCGGUGCUUUUGUACAUAGUUUUGAGAUUCUUCCUUUUCCUCAACCGCCUCCACCUGCAGCUCGUUUGCCGCUUUCUGGUCUUACUUUUGCCGUCAAUGACAAUUUUGAUAUUAAGGAGUAUGUGAGUGGGUUUGGGAAUCCAGAUUGGGAAAAAACCCAUGAUCCAGCCACAAAAUCAGCACUUGUUGUUACUUGGAUGCUUAAGAAUGGAGCUACUUUUGUUGGGAAAACUGUCAUGGAUGAAUUGGCAUUUGGAAUUACAGGAGAGAAUUUGCAUUAUGGUACACCUACAAACCCAUUAACUCCAUCUCAUAUUCCUGGUGGAUCAUCAAGCGGCUCGGCUGUGGCUGUUGCAGCUAAACUUGUCGACUUUGCUAUUGGUACUGAUACCUUGGGAUGUGUGAGAACCCCAGCAUCAUUCUGUGGGAUUCUAGGAUUCCGACCUUCACAUGGGGCUGUCUCUUCUAUUGGAGUUCUUCCAAAUGCACAGAGUUUAGAUACCAUUGGGUGGUUUGCUCGUGAUCCAUCCAUUUUACACCGGGCUGGCCAAAUUUUACUCCGGCUGUCACCAGGAGGGCUUAAAAAGGCCAAGCGUCUGAUUUUUGCUGAAGACUGCUUUCAGCUUUCUAAGGUUCCUAAGCAUAAAUCAGUACAAGUUGUUAAGAAAUCAACCGAAAACCUUUCUGGAUAUUUACCACCAAAGAAUGUAAAUAUUGGUCAAUAUAUAGCUUCAAAUGUGUCAAGCUUAAAAGGAUUUUACGAGCCCUCUGCAAACCUGCAACAUGGAACUUCAACUUUGAAGGCUUUGUCUAAUGUCAUGGUACUUCUGCAGAGAUAUGAAUUCAAAACAAAUCAUGAAGAGUGGAUUGAGACAGCUAAGCCCAAGUUAGGGCCUGAGAUUUCUGUCCGUGUACUUGAAGCAGCUAAAGCCACCCAUGAGAACAUUAAAACCUUUUACAAGGUCAAGACUGAACUACGAUCUGCGCUCCAGAGCCUUCUACAGGAUGAUGGAAUACUAGUAAUUCCAACAAUAUCAGAUUUAUCGUUAAAACUUAAUGCAAAGAAGAAACUGUGCACUGAGUUCCAAGAUAGAGCUUUUGCACUAUUGAGCAUUGCAGGGAUGUCUGGUUGUUGCCAGGUGACUAUCCCACUAGGGAUGCAUGAUGGUUGUCCUGUGUCAGUUUCAUUGAUAGCGUCUCAUGGAGCAGAUAAGUUUCUUCUUGAUACUGUUUUGGAUAUGUAUUCAUCUCUACAAGAGCAAGUGACCAUUGCCUCAAAUUCUUCACCACUACCAGACACCGACGGAGAUAUGGAUACUUCAGAACUCUUGAAAGAAAAGGGCAAUGCUGCAUUCAAGGGAAAUCAAUGGAACAAAGCUGUGAACUACUAUACUGAAGCUAUCAAGCUGAAUGAUUCAACCGCAACCUACUACUGCAACCGAUCUGCUGCUUAUCUAGAAUUAGGAUGCUAUCAAGAAGCUGAAGCAGAUUGUACAAAAGCAAUAUCAAUUGAUAAAAAGAACGUGAAAGCAUAUUUAAGACGAGGAACUGCAAAAGAAAUGUUAUUCUGCUACAAAGAAGCUGCGGAAGAUUUCAAGCAUGCUCUUGUCCUUGAACCACAGAACAAGGUUGCAAAAGUCGCAGAGAAAAGACUCAGAAAAUUAUCAGGAUGAUCUCAUUUUGCAGAUGAUGUAUAUAGUCGAGAGAACUUUUAGGUGCCAAAUCCAGCUCAGUCUGGAAAUUUUUGUGUUAACUACCUGCAGUUCUGACGCUUGGCCGAGCAGGUGAUUGUGUUCCAGUGUGUUCACUUUUGAAUCUGUAAUUACAUGAACCCAGUUUCAUACUUGCUUGGGGGGAAUAUUAGUCAGUAACAGCUCUUGAUUCAAGGAAUUUCAAAAUCUGUAUGGUAUGGUGCUGUAUUUAGUCACACUGAGUCUGCUAUUUUUCUAUUUUGUGAGCUAAAUUUUGGAACAUCUAGAGGUUAUUAAGAUACAGGGUUCUCGGUGCUUUCAGUCUCA
Molecule: messenger RNA, 2259 nt
Organism: Papaver somniferum (opium poppy)
Lineage: Eukaryota; Viridiplantae; Streptophyta; Magnoliopsida; Ranunculales; Papaveraceae
Product: outer envelope protein 64, mitochondrial-like
Exons: 13
Coding region: 88-1914 (608 amino acids)
Molecular function (GO): protein binding
Source: RefSeq, a predicted model, not a curated record